AUGGAUGCCAACCAGAACAACGAUCCUACAAAGAAGACCUACCACAAGAAAGCUACUGGCAAAGCACUUGAGACGGUAGAGAAACAUUCACAGGAUCAUGAACUCAAACUCUUUGGAAGUUGCUUUUGUCCCUUCGUUCAGAGAGUAUGGAUUUCCCUUGAGAUGAAGGGGCUUGAUUAUCAAUACAUUGAGGUCGAUCCUUACAAAAAGCCACAACAAUUGCUCGAAGUCAACCCUCGGGGUCUAGUCCCAGCCCUUCGACAUGGCGACUGGGGUUGCUACGAGUCAACUGUCUUGAUGGAAUAUCUUGAAGACUUGCAGAAGGGUGAGGCACUGUUGCCCAGCGAUCCAAAGUUGAGAGCACAUUCUCGUUUAUGGUCUGAUCAUGUCAACCGUCAUAUUGUCCCCGGGUUCUAUCGCUACCUGCAAGCCCAAGAUGAAAAGUCCCAGAUCGAGCAUGGAGAAGAGCUCAAGGAGCAGAUAUCGAAGCUUGUUGAUGCUGCCGACAAGUCUGGUCCUUUCUUCUUGGGAGACAAAAUGACCUUUGUCGAUGUCCAGAUGGCCCCAUGGGUCAUUCGUCUUCGUAGAGUCCUCCAGCCGUACAGGGGCUGGCCUGAGCCCGAGUCUGGCACGAGAUGGGCAGCCUGGGUAAACGCCAUCGAACAAGCCAAUGCUGUGAGAGCUACAACGAGCACAGAUGUUUUGUACAGAGAGAGCUAUCAAAGGUACGCCGAAAACCGCCCAAACACAUCUCAGGUACAACAGGCCAUCAACUCUGGCCGGGGGCUUCCCUGA
Messenger RNA from Aureobasidium melanogenum CBS 110374, 795 nucleotides. RefSeq names its product glutathione S-transferase. Gene Ontology annotation, molecular function: glutathione transferase activity. The transcript has 6 exons. Gene Ontology annotation, cellular component: cytoplasm. Lineage: Eukaryota; Fungi; Ascomycota; Dothideomycetes; Dothideales; Saccotheciaceae. Bases 1 to 795 code for a protein of 264 amino acids. The record is from RefSeq and is a predicted model, not a curated record.